This is a messenger RNA of Acanthaster planci (crown-of-thorns starfish), 1520 nucleotides long. It is a transcript of the gene snrpd2, whose product is annotated as small nuclear ribonucleoprotein D2 polypeptide. Gene Ontology annotation, molecular function: RNA binding. Gene Ontology annotation, biological process: RNA splicing. Gene Ontology annotation, cellular component: small nuclear ribonucleoprotein complex. Lineage: Eukaryota; Metazoa; Echinodermata; Asteroidea; Valvatida; Acanthasteridae. The record is from RefSeq and is a predicted model, not a curated record.
UGCAUGCAGCCUGCAGCCGGCCGGCCGCCUGGCCGGCCCGGCGCGGCUGCGCUGCAUACUAGGCCUGCGAAACGUUUUAUUUACGCGUUUGCACUCUUAGUCCGAGAACCUUGGAACUCGUUUUGGACGGAAUCCGUUGCAUCCUAGCUGAAAAUCAUGUCGUUGUUAACAAAACCCAAGAGUGAGAUGACUGCUGAGGAGCUCGCUAAGCGGGAAGAGGAAGAGUUCAACACAGGCCCGCUUUCAGUCCUGACACAGUCCGUCAAGAACAACACGCAGGUCCUGAUCAACUGCCGCAACAACAAGAAACUGCUGGGCAGAGUCAAGGCAUUUGACCGGCAUUGCAACAUGGUUUUGGAAAAUGUGAAGGAGAUGUGGACAGAGACCCCCAAGGCAGGUAAAGGGAAGAAGAAGUCCAAGCCCGUCAACAAGGACCGCUACAUCUCCAAGAUGUUCUUGCGAGGAGACAGCGUCAUCUUGGUCCUGAGAAAUCCCCUGGCCACCGCCAAGCAGUGAUCCAUGUCCAACUGUUCAAAUUGAAGACUUUCCCGGACAAUACUUUUGAGGAUUCUUUUUUUUUUUUAUUUAAAAAAAAACCCACACGGCCCAGUUCAUGCAGGAACAGACAGACACUCUGGGGAUACCUCCCCCCAAAAAGCGUCAGUGUGCAACAAUACCUUGACCAGUCUGUCAUUAGCUCUGCAGUCCACUGUAAAAUAAGUGCACCAAGAGAACAGAAACUGUUGUACUGCAAAUAAAGCCACUGUGGAGAUAAGCCUCCUGUGGCUUUGAUACUUUAUGUUUUGCUGUAUACCAUCUUUGUCGAUGUGCUGAUAGAUACCAGGAUAUCAUGUCACCACACAAAUUGUCGGAAGAUUUUUGGAUUGGAUGCUGCAUUUUAAGCUUUACUGUCUGCUCUGCCUGGCACCAAAUUCCAACUAAAUGUACAAUUCGUUAUUCUCUUUUGAAUAUACCCAUCCAGUAAACCCUGCCCACUGCACACACAAGCAAUUAGCACUAGCUUCUCCACAAAGCCAUGGUGCAUGUGCUCACUGCCAUCUGCACCUGUCGUACACCUGUGCACACAUGGCCAAGCAUUUAUGCCUGCGUUGUUUCUGAGACUUAAAUCACGUUUGUGAUUGGUCGGUAGACCAUAGGGUGGGGCUGAAUGGAUCACUCUGUUGCAAAUUAAAAAUACUGUUGGAUGCUCUUGAACUGGAGACCAAUUUCAGGUGUGUGGCUAACCUUUACUGUGGUGCAAGAUUUAACUUGCUUUAGUGUACAAAGACAAAUGAUGCUGGAGUCGGAACGCUGAAACACCUGCUUGAUGCAUGUGAGUGUAGUAAUCACCAAUUUUCAGUCCUGGUUACCGUUCAUCCUUCACUCUUCAGCAACAGCAAUCCCCUCCCCCCAAGGAAAAAACCUCCAUUCAAACAUGCACUUUUGGCAGGAAAACUGCAUGUACAUGUAUUAAUUCUUGUAAAUACAUUAAAGUUUGUGUAAUGCUGGAGUAGGAAAUU